AUGUCGCUGCCACGCUCCUCGUACGAUCCUCGGCGAGUCUGUCUGAUCUCCCUGCCACGGAUCACCCUAGGGCCGAAGAAGCGUGAGUUUGGCGUCUACGCUAGCGGUGCACUGUUUGCCAUAGGAUGGUGGUUCUUUCUCGACGCAUGCGUACAGAGCUCGCACUCCCAUCCGCCCCCCGAUGCACCCUACGACAGCGUACCCGUUCACGUACGAUUUGAGGACUGGCUGCCUGGCUUGUUGGCCACUCUGGGCAUGAUCAUCGUCAACCUGAUCGACAAGCAAAGGCUCGACAGCGACGAUGAAGGGGGCAUGCUCGGCGGCGUGGCAUGGAAAGCGAGGCUAUUCCUGUUCAUCGGGUUUGCCAUGAUGGCCGCCGGCCUGGCUGGUUCAAUCGCAUUCUUGGUGAUCAAGUACAUCAUACCAGAUUACAGCGCAGAGUACGGCUUCACGACUUAUUGGGGAAUAGCAAAUGUCGUCCAAAACGUCUGCAUCAUGCUCAGUGCGAGCAUACUGUGGGUAGCUCAGAACGCAGACAGCGAGUACGAAUACAACCUUGCGCUGUAA
This is a messenger RNA of Mixia osmundae IAM 14324, 567 nucleotides long. RefSeq lists its product as uncharacterized. Gene Ontology annotation, biological process: late endosome to vacuole transport via multivesicular body sorting pathway; protein targeting to vacuole. The record is from RefSeq and is a predicted model, not a curated record. Gene Ontology annotation, cellular component: Vps55/Vps68 complex; fungal-type vacuole membrane. The transcript has 4 exons. Lineage: Eukaryota; Fungi; Basidiomycota; Mixiomycetes; Mixiales; Mixiaceae. The coding region runs from base 1 to 567 and encodes 188 amino acids.